CACGAGUGCCCACUUUGUUUCCGACGCAAUGAUUCUGUUUGUGAUCGAUGGAAAAGUCUACAGUUACAACUUUAUUGAGGACAUCUGGAGAACAGUGAACGGUAUAACAGAGCCUGUCUCUCACAUUAGUGGUGACCCUUGUUGUUUUGAAGGCUACUUUUGCCUGGAGUUAUCAAAUAACCUGUUUGCAUAUUUCCGUGGUGGCCAGAUGCCUGGGACCAACAUAUAUUUCUCCAACAAUGGAGGAUUCUCAUUCGAGCUCCUGAACAGUGACAGACUGAGUCACCUGAAAGGGUUACUAGGAGGCAUCUUCCAUUUCCAUUCUUUGUCUCAGGUGGGGAUACUCUUGGUUGAAAACAACUUGGGCACGUUUCACUACCUGGAGUACCCCCUGAACCAUAGUACAGGGGUACCCUUUUUAUAUGAGAGUCCCCUUGAAGUCAUCAUCAAACCACAGCAGAGAGGGUUUCUGAUCCUCUGGAAUCAGAAAACUUUAUUGGUGUCCUCCAAUUCAGGCCAGAUCGUAGAAGCCAUGCAGUUGAUGGAAGAAGGGAACAUCAACGACUUAAAUGUUGAGCAUGCCAAACUCACCAUUCACAGCAUUGCCUCGAACACUUACGAGCUGGCUUUUUUGGUAGAACAAGAUCAACUGUACUAUGGAAGUCAGAGUUACAUGGGAAACUACAUAAUCAAAGUGCGUCUGAGGGUUUGGCCAACACUGUCCAAUCAACAAUUGUGGUCUGAAGAGGCAAGUGUGCAUUUCCGGGAUGUCGGCAUGCUGGAGGUCCUCACCCCCGUUUCUGACCCAUCUUUCCCAGCGUUUGACUUCAAGAAGUGCCUGGUGAACGUGCAGCUCGCUCUCAUGGACCAGAGCCUGCAACUCGAGCCAUGUAAUGUGGAAUUUCUGGAGAGCACCAUGGAAGAUAGAAUGUUCAUAAUAGACAUGAACAGCAAGCUAAAGCUGUCUGCCCUCAUGGUACCCCGGAAGGGCAUGAACCCCACCCCACUGGUCAUGGUCAGCAAUCCCCAUGCCCUGGGGUUUAAGGCAAACCUCACUCAGUUUGGCAACAUGUAUGAUGGCAACUCUAAGUACAAACUGGAUAUUGAACUCCAACAGCAGCAGCACUGGGGCAACUCAGAGUUGAACUUCACUGCCAGCAAAAUCUCUGCCUGCGCCAUGGGGAUCCUCGACCCGGUGCUGCUGCAGAAGAACUAUAGUUACACCAUUGAGAAGUGGAAGGAUGGGACUCUAGAAGAAAUCAUGAACGCAGAAUAUGUCAUCUUGGAGUUGAAUGGAAUAGUCACCUAUUCAUACUCCUUGACGGCUGCCACUGCCCACUGCCGGUCACAGCCUCAGAACUGGAGCAUCUUUAAAGAAGACAGAGAGAAGCCGUCCCUCUGGAACAGAGAGACCUAUGUCAGUUGCCAUGAGGACAACCAGGACAACCCCCUACUAUGGCCAAAUGUCGAGUAUCAGAUCUUAGGUGGCAGGACAGACAACAAGAUUAUUUUUGGCCAAAGAAAUGGAAUCUAUACCUUCUAUCUGACUGUGGUGGAUCCAUACUACAGCUAUUGCGACCUGAACACCAUAUUCAGUGUGUACGUAUAUGGAGCCUUACCUGUGGCGGAGUUCCGACCAAUGACCAGCAUCCUCCUGAUGGUCACCGUGACACUGCUUACUAUGUGGCUGGCCUAUGUCAUUCCCAAGCAGCUGAGGACAGGGAUGGGCCGGCGACUUACAGGUUUCUGUUUCCAGAUAUUCAAGUACUGCCCAGGGAUCUGCACCUGUGCUUGGCUUCGGGGCAAAAUGAGAAGGGGGCUGCGCUCCAGAAGGGUGAAGGACCAGCCAGAGAAAAUCUCACAGACAGGCAAGAAGCCAGACAUCAAGAAAUAGCCAAAGACACAGGGGCAGCCCUAGACUCAAAGUGAGCCCCAGUGAGGGGCCUUUCUCUUCCAUGUGUGUCCUCGUUGGCUCUUGUUCCAAUAAAUUGUUAACAACAAAGAGAUCAGGUU
Molecule: messenger RNA, 2013 nt
Organism: Rattus rattus (black rat)
Lineage: Eukaryota; Metazoa; Chordata; Mammalia; Rodentia; Muridae
Gene: Catsperd
Product: cation channel sperm associated auxiliary subunit delta
Exons: 15
Coding region: 29-1894 (621 amino acids)
Biological process (GO): flagellated sperm motility; sperm capacitation
Cellular component (GO): CatSper complex; sperm principal piece
Source: RefSeq, a predicted model, not a curated record